UUGUCAAAAUUAUGUCUUGUCAAUAGAAAAUUUGUUUACAAUUUUUUCUGCCUGAUUAAAUCGCUUUUCUUUCUAAUUUUGAAUGAUAAACUUAAUAUAAAGUCCUUAAAAUGAACACCAACAAUUCGCAGAAUGAGAGCUAUUGGUUUGUGGUGCGCGAGAAUCAGGACAACACCGUCGUUCUCGCCAGCACCAACGACUUUCCGGCAGACACUUCCCUUAAUCCUCAUUCGCGAUAUACAAUAAACACAGAGGAUGCCCAGUAUGCACAGCUAGCGGCCGCGCCGCCGCCGCCGCUGCCACCGCCGCCCCCGGCCGUCGACAGAACUAUGGAUGAGUAUAAAAAGUUUUGGGACAGAAAUAAGGUUCGGCUCCUACUGAACCUCAGCUCAGAUAUCAAAUACAAACACAAUCAACCCUUCAAAGAGAAGCACGUCUGGAACGACAUCGCCCCCCUCAUAGGAACCACGCCAGAAGAAUGCUGGAGGAAGUAUGUCAAUCUGAAGAGCACUUUUGUAAGGAUGUACAAGAAGAAGCUUCUUGGCAAAGAGAUUAAAUGGCCUUACUUACAGAUGUGUGAAGAAACAUUCAGAAAGUGCAAGAUCAUGUCACCGGAUAUGUUGGAAAUUUGGAAUAAUGAGAAAACCAAUAGACUCUUGGAGUUGUACAUAGAAAAUGUUGAUAAAUAUGGGGCAACUAAACAACUGUGGAGGUUCAUUGGAGCCACGCUGGGUGUCACCGGGGCAAAUUGCUAUAAAAAGUUUAGUAGCCUGAAAAAGACCUAUGAUAAUAUACUAGAAAGGACUGGAGACACUGGGAGAGCAGUCAAAUGGCCAUACCUUUGCCAUUUCCAGAAAAUUCACACAAUCACUUCUCCUGCUCAAUGGAAUAACAGUAAGACUAGUCAACUGUUAGAGGCAUAUGCUAUGAGGGUAUACAACUUUGUUGAUCCCAAGUACAGUAAGAAAGACCUGUGGUCAGAAAUCAGUGACAUGGUUGGGGAAAGCCCUGAAGAUUGUGAUAAGAAGUUCAGAAACAUGAAAGCUACUUACAUCAGGCUGAAACUCACUGGCCAAACAGCCAGGAGAUGGAGAUUCUACAAUAUCUUUGAGAUUAUCAAUAAAAAGUAUCAGGAGUACAGUAGAGAUGGAAAUGAACUUUGCUUUGUCACAAAACACAGGGUGGACUCCAAGAUCAAACAGUUACUGACAUUCUACAUAGACAACAUUGACAAAUUCAGGAAUCCCUUUGUAAAGAACAAACAUUUGUGGAGGAGCAUCGCUUCUAAACUCAAUAUGGACCCUGAAGACUGUGAUAAGAAGUUCCGAAAUCUGAAAACAACAUACAGAAGACUGGUUGAAACAAAAGAUAGGUCACAAAAGAUUAAUUGGCCAUACUUCACAUAUUUUGAACAGAUAUAUGGUGAUCCAGAUUGUAAAAGCUUCCAAAGAUCUCUAACAUUGCCAGCACUGAGUGCAGAAGAUAUCAUGUUUCAAGAGAUACAGAAAGUAGUUCAGGAGUCUAGUGAGAGGCGAGAUCGGAAUGACAAGUUUGAGCGGCUCAUUGAGGCUGUUGAAGUAUCCAAUGACAUACAAAGAGAAAGAAACAGGAUAUUGCAAGCUUUGUUAGACAGACGGAAACUCUGAUUCCCUUGUGACUGAUAAAUUGUAUUAAGGUUAGAACAUUUGAAUUAAAUUCCAUUAAAAAAUCGAUAUUGUAUAAAUUCUGCACACAUGUAGGUUGUCCACUAUUUUGUACAUGGUUCAUUAUUUAUUUAUACGUAAGUUGGCUCCUGGCCAAGAAUAUAAUUAGGUACCUACUCCUCUGACAAUGUGGGUCUGGCUCGCAUAGACACAUACUCGCAUACCGAUGCCCCACAGUAAAAUAUGAAAAUCCUUUAAUGAAAUAUCUGCUACGGGCGGGAUUCGAGCCCGGCGUCCUCUGCAAAAUCAGCGUCAAUAGCUAUCAUAUGUCGUUACUAUAGAGGCAUGAGCUCAUUCUUUCCUUACUUCUUAAAACCUUCAUACAAACUGCCUAGUAAGAAUCCCAUUACGACGGGCCUCAGCGCAAAAAGUUGUUAAUAUUGCGGCCCGCGAUCCAGUAUACAGUAUACUAUUGGAGUAAAGACACACCUUCAUUUAGUUAUAGCAGAACUAUAUUUUCAUAACGUAUUAAAUUAAAAAAUGGAAACAAUAAAUUAUAAAUUUAUUACAAUAAUAAUAAUAAAGAAAUUUAAAAAAGAUCGGUUCCAAGAUGUUGGUAGCUGGUACUGUGAACCGAUGGCCAGGUGGAACGUGGAACGUUGGACGUGUUUACGCAGCCUCUCCGCCCUCCUCGCCCUCCUCGGCGGACGCGGUGAGCAUGGCGAUGAGCUUGCCGGUGUCGAUGAAGC
Messenger RNA from Plutella xylostella (diamondback moth), 2392 nucleotides. RefSeq lists its product as uncharacterized. NCBI's taxonomy places the organism in Eukaryota, Metazoa, Arthropoda, Insecta, Lepidoptera, Plutellidae. The record is from RefSeq and is a predicted model, not a curated record.